AUGCCUGGAGGACGAAUGCCAAUGCAACGGGGUUUUGAGAACUCUCGUUCGGACAGCCCGAGCACCUCGUUUCGGUCACAACAAGGACGGAACCAAGCGCCUCCAAAUCAAUUCACGCAACCAGGCCCCAACCAACAAUUCCCCAUUCAACGAUACGGUUUCUUCACCGCGAACAGCACCCCACAAACAGCCGUUUAUCAGUUGAAGCAUCAGAAAAAUGAGCCACCAGCUGGGUCGCAAGUAAAUGGCUUUUUCAACAAGGAUCGGCUCACUCAACCGUUGGGAAAUACCCAACAAACCAGCAAACCGAGCGACUUUGUGCAAUCACAGGGAAACAACGAGAUUGAGGCUCGAGCUCAGGCGAUUCCGCUGAACGCUGCGGAAAACGAGAAUGAGUUACUUGUCCGUCUUCUCUACACGCAUCUAGAGAAAAUUCGUGAUCCCACCAAACAGUUACGACUCCGAAAUGAGCUGCUCUCCCGGGUGCAAGAGGUUCUUGAAGAACAAUUAGCUGAGGAGAGUCCAGUGACCGAGGAGACUCGAAAGCGAAAAAGUGACACUGCGUGGAUGACACAAGGAGCCACCCAACCGUCUCCACCACAACCAUCACAAAUCCAAGCAGCUCCCGAACAACAAAAGCCAUCAAAUCAGUCCGAUUCAUCUCCAUUCGUUCAGCAGGAGUUGACCGGCACAACUUUUCAACCAUCCUAUCCCCGGAAUCAACACUUUUUGACC
Molecule: messenger RNA, 735 nt
Organism: Mesorhabditis belari
Lineage: Eukaryota; Metazoa; Nematoda; Chromadorea; Rhabditida; Rhabditidae
Source: the annotation of a GenBank genome assembly